CUUCCUCUGCCGCUCUCGCUCACCCAUCGCCUCGUCCCUGAAGCAGCAGUGCUGGGGCCCUGCUCUUCCUCUGAUGACCCCCUCUCCCCUUUGACCCGCCCGUAAUCUUUCUCCAGUAGCGCAUGACCUCUGGGCUGAACUCUGUGCUCCUUUUUUGAGCACCCGUCUCUGGAGGCUUUAACAUUUCUUGGGUUGUGUUUGAACUUAGAGGAUUUUCCUUUCUGCAAGGGGGGAGAAGGCGCCGGUGGUUUUGCACGCCACAUCAUUUCAAUGGAAUGUGGGCCAGGAGGAUUCCUUUGAAAAGGCUUGGAAACUGCCCGUGUGUCUUUACAACCAGGUCUCCGUUUCUGUGGUCAAGAUUUCUCCAUAUGCCACCAAGGACGGUGUCUCCGCCGCGCACCAGCUGGGCCAUUCCCUCGGCUUCGCCCACGAUGACCUCCCGAGAGGAGACGGCCGGUUGUGCGAAUGCAACUCGGCCUCCCAGGCUGGCCACUGCCUCAUGCACUCGACCAUGGCGGAGCGCUACAGGCUGAGUAACUGCAGCAAGGACACGUAUUUCGGGUUCAUAGAAAACCAAGGGAGAAACUGUUUCCUGAAUUUGCCCAAGGACGUCUCCGAGAUCAAGAUGUGCGGGAACGGCGUGGUGGAGAGCGGCGAGCAGUGUGACUGUGGUACGGACGAGGCAUGCAGAAUCAAUGGCUGUUGCCAGAAUGACUGCCAACUGAAGCCCGGCGCCAGCUGCUUUCAGGGACUCUGUUGCCAAGGCUGCAAGUUUUUAAAGGAAGGAACGGCAUGCCGGGAGGCCACCUCUGACUGCGACCUCACCGAAUACUGUUUGGGGAACGCGGACGAUUGCCCACCGAACGUCUUUAAGCAAAACGGGAUGCCCUGCGGCACCAGCAGCAGCUGCUAUUCAGGGGCGUGCCUUGACAUCCACCAGCACUGCAGAACUUUCUUUGGCCAAGCUGCCAAACCUGCUCCGCUCAGUUGCUACAAGGAAGUGAACGUGCUAGGGGACCGGACCGGCAACUGCGGCCAGGAUAAAUCUGGAUACAAGAAGUGCCCAGAAAAAGAUGCAUUUUGUGGAAGGCUCCAGUGCACCAACGUCCAUAAAGUCCCCAGACUCCCCAGAGGCUACUCCAUACUUCAGACUCCAAUAAACGAUGUUCUGUGCUGGAGCAUCGUCUUUCACAAGCAAGACAAUGCGCACGAUGACGGAACAGCGAAAGAUGGAGCUUCGUGUGGUCCCAACAAGAUAUGCAUAAACCGAUCAUGUGUUGACAUGACAAUUCUGAAUUAUGAUUGUGAUUUUUCAAAAUGUAACAACCAGGGGGUCUGCAACAGUAAAAGGAAUUGCCACUGCAGCUAUGGAUGGGCCCCUCCUCAUUGCAGCGGCCGGGGGUUCGGAGGAAGCAUCGACAGCGGCCCCCCUCCUGAGCGCACGAAAUCGAAGAAAACAUUAAUGCUCGGUUCGAUUAUUGGAGUAGCUUUGCUUCUCUUGGCCCUUACUGCAAUGCUUAAGCGGUUCCUACCAUCUUGGAUUAGGUACGGAGGGUUGCUGAAGCGAAAGGUAUCUCCACAACCCAUGGAUUCUGCUUUCGAAAGUACCGGGUCGGCGGAGGGAUCGAUCGAAGCAUCAACCGAAGGGUCCGCCGAGAGAGAACCGCCCGCGGGCCGGAUCUGAAGCGGGAUCGCUUGGUGUGUCGGCAGACUUUUUUGAUGGCCACCUCCACCUUCAAACACAGCAUCCCUCUUCGCCGGGUGCGUCUCAGCCCCGAACUGCUCCUGGGCUCCAGAACGAAACGUGCAUGAAAUAUUAGCCUCAGACACCUUCUCCCGAGUCGCUUGCUUCUUUCCGCCCGCCUCCCGCUCCCCCGGGGGCCAAGGGCCAAAGAGGG
This is a messenger RNA of Python bivittatus (Burmese python), 1898 nucleotides long. Lineage: Eukaryota; Metazoa; Chordata; Lepidosauria; Squamata; Pythonidae. The record is from RefSeq and is a predicted model, not a curated record.